Ostertagia ostertagi is the source of this 315-nucleotide messenger RNA. The record is from the annotation of a GenBank genome assembly. NCBI's taxonomy places the organism in Eukaryota, Metazoa, Nematoda, Chromadorea, Rhabditida, Trichostrongylidae.
AUGGAAUAUCUGGUUCAAAAUUUGGAAUGGCUCCACGAUGAGUUAUGUGAGGGCGAAGACGACUACUUUAUUUUUGAUUGCCCAGGGCAGAUUGAACUGUACAGUCAUUUACCUAUCAUGCGGCAACUGGUUGAUGCGUUCAGGGCGUGGGACUUCAACGUGUGCUCAGUUUUCCUGAUUGAUACUCACUUUGUGCUGGAGGCUGAGAAGUUCAUCGCUGGUGCACUUACGGCUCUAUCCGCAAUGGUGGCAAUUGAAACGCCAUGUGUGAAUGUGCUUACAAAGAUGGAUCUACUUUCAGAGAGGAACAAAGCU